This is a messenger RNA of Gastrolobium bilobum, 858 nucleotides long. Its product is annotated as agamous-like MADS-box protein AGL80. Lineage: Eukaryota; Viridiplantae; Streptophyta; Magnoliopsida; Fabales; Fabaceae. Bases 1 to 858 code for a protein of 285 amino acids. The transcript is spliced from 2 exons. Gene Ontology annotation, molecular function: RNA polymerase II cis-regulatory region sequence-specific DNA binding; DNA-binding transcription factor activity, RNA polymerase II-specific; protein dimerization activity. The record is from RefSeq and is a predicted model, not a curated record. Gene Ontology annotation, biological process: positive regulation of transcription by RNA polymerase II.
AUGGAUAGAAGGACAUUUCCCAAUCAUGGCAAAAUAUUUGGUAUUGAAUGCCUCAUUGAUCUAUAUAAAGAAGAGCUUGUCUGCAAAAACCACAACAAAGAAAGUUUCCAAUUUCCAUAUUGUUCUUUCUGUUUCCUUAUCACCACCAUCACUAGAAAGAAGGUGAAACUUGCCUUCAUAGUAAAUGACUCAGCAAGGAAGGCAACAUUCAAGAAAAGGAAGAAGGGUCUAAUGAAGAAGGUUAGUGAACUUAGCACCCUUUGUGGGAUUGAUGCAUGUGCUAUAAUUUAUAGCCCCUAUGAUCCUCAACCAGAGGUUUGGCCAUCCCCAUUGGGAGUUCAAAGGGUGCUUGCCAAGUUCAGAAGAAUGCCUGAAUUGGAGCAAAGCAAGAAGAUGGUGAACCAAGAGAGUUUUAUGAGGCAGAGGAUCCUAAAGGCCAAAGAGCAGCUGAAGAAACAAAGGAAGGACAAUAGGGAAAAGGAGAUGACUCAACUCAUGUUUCAGUACCUUAGUGCAGGUAAAAUUCUUCACAAUAUAAGCAUGGUUGAUUUGAAUGAUUUGGCAUGGUUGAUUGACCAGAACUUGAAGGACAUCAAUAGAAGGAUUGAAACAUUGAACAAGAAUGCUCAGAGCCAACCCCAAAUGGCAACACCAGUGGUGACUGAUGGAGUAGCCAAGAUUGAAGAGAAGGCACAAGGGAGUGGUCAUGGCCAGGGAUUGGAUAUGAACAUGGAUGUCAUGCAAAAGCAGAAUUGGUUUGUGAAUUUGAUGAAUAAUGGUGGUGGUGGGGAAGAGGCACUGCCUUUUGGAGAUGUUAAUAACCAAAAUGGCUAUUGGCCAAAUCCCUUUUUCCAUUGA